Trichobilharzia regenti is the source of this 1026-nucleotide messenger RNA. Lineage: Eukaryota; Metazoa; Platyhelminthes; Trematoda; Strigeidida; Schistosomatidae. The record is from the annotation of a GenBank genome assembly.
AUGGCAGACAAUAAAACAGAUUUUAGUGUUCCAAUUCAAUCCCCUGAGCAUCAUCAGCAUUCCUACUACUUUAUUCAGUCUCAUGAGCAUAACGGUGGUCAUGAAAUGUCAUUAAAAACAAUUGGAAAUGAAGGCUUAUUUCUUAGUCAUUCAUAUUUGGGAGUAUUUCUUAUUUGUUUAGGAUUAUGGUGGUGGAUUCAAGCCUUAAGAAAGUGUUAUACAUCAAUGAAACGUAAUCAUAUUGAAGAGUAUACUGCUUCUAUUACCCAUGGGUCAAGUUGUUGCUGUUGUGGUUCUAGUAAAAGUCGUUUAGGUGAAGGCAGUUGUAAGCUGAUUAUUUCUUUAAUUGGUAUCAUUAUUGAAUUAAUAAGUUUAAAAUUUAAUCGUCCUCAUGAAUAUGCCUAUUUUCCAUUUUAUACAUCAAUGUGUCUUGCUAGCUUAUUGGAUAUACUUAUCGCGACAAUAAUAACACCACCGAAUGGUAUAGAUUAUAUUGCUCAUGCCUUACCAUUCUUUAUAUUAACUUAUUGUUCACGUGCUCAAUCAUUUCAACAAACUCUUGUUACACAGACAACACGUCUGCUUAUAAGUUAUUGGGGAUUUUUUACUGGUUCAUCAAUUAUUAGUGAAAUGAUAUUGAAUAAAUCAGUAAUCUGGACAUGGAUUAAAUGUUUUGCUGUCAUAUUUCAAGGAUCAUGGAUAUUCAAUACUGGGAUAAUAUUAAAUCCAAUAAAUCGUCAACCAUGGGAUGAGGAUUCACAUGAGAAUUUAAUGUAUGCUGUUAUCAUAUUUGUAUGGCAUAUGUUUUUUAUUAUUAUAGCACAAUUAAUGAUAUUACUUAUUAUUGCUAAAUGUUAUAAUGCUUCACCGAAUUGGACAUUGAAUGAUUUAACGCCAACAACAACAACAGGUGGCGCUAAUAAUAAAUUCAAUAGAAUUUCAACCAGUGGACCAAAUUCAGUAAAUUCACGUGAUAAUAUUGAAUAUACAAAGUUAUUGAAUAAUUCAGAUUAUGCCGAAGAAUAG